AUGUCGCUAUUUGUUUUUGUCUCUCUACAUUUCCAGUGUGCCCGGCAUCAACCACUGGACUCUACUGUAACCAGACAUGCCCACAGAACUGUCUCAACGGCGUUUGCAACCACUACACGGCACGAUGUGAAGCAUGCGCUAACGAUUGGUGGGGUGCAAGGAAACUGCAAGGGAGACAAGUGCAACCAAGACAACGGCGCGUGUGCAAGCGGAUGUGACGACGGGUAUUACUCAUUGACCUGUACAACGCCGUGCAUGUACUCCGGUUGUCAAGCGUGUGAUAACCUCGGGGAGUUUGUCUCCUCGGUCGGACGCGUGUACUGCGCAAGGGAUGAUGGAGUCUGUAGUGAAGGCCAGUGCGUCCCUGGUUACUUCAGAUCAACAUGCACGGAGCGAUGCAAUGGCAACUGCGGUAUAAACACCCUGGCUAUACGUUCGUGUUAUAUCGACACCGGACGUUGCACAGAGGAAUGCGAGCAGACCUGGUUCGGACCGAGCUGCGACAUCAGUUGUCCAGUGAACUGCGUCAAUCAGAAUUGUUACAGGAAAGGAGAGUGUCGCCAAGGGUGCAUGGCCGGCUAUUGGGGCCCCCAAGUGCGAGCUGACAUGCGCAGUAACAUGUAA
Messenger RNA from Dreissena polymorpha, 624 nucleotides. RefSeq names its product platelet endothelial aggregation receptor 1-like. The transcript is spliced from 2 exons. Lineage: Eukaryota; Metazoa; Mollusca; Bivalvia; Myida; Dreissenidae. The coding region runs from base 1 to 624 and encodes 207 amino acids. The record is from RefSeq and is a predicted model, not a curated record.